Messenger RNA from Candoia aspera, 3186 nucleotides. It is a transcript of the gene PAX2, whose product is annotated as paired box 2. The coding region runs from base 526 to 1710 and encodes 394 amino acids. The transcript is spliced from 10 exons. Gene Ontology annotation, biological process: anatomical structure development; regulation of transcription by RNA polymerase II. Gene Ontology annotation, molecular function: RNA polymerase II cis-regulatory region sequence-specific DNA binding; DNA-binding transcription factor activity, RNA polymerase II-specific. NCBI's taxonomy places the organism in Eukaryota, Metazoa, Chordata, Lepidosauria, Squamata, Candoiidae. The record is from RefSeq and is a predicted model, not a curated record.
GGCGGCGGCAGCUCCAUUCUUCAGGCAAAGCUCGUGGCAAGCACAUCCCCACCUUGGCGCAAAACCGCCAGGAAGGCAAGAGGGGGAGGAGGAGGCCAAAAGUCUGGCCGGAGCAGGAGGAGCCCUCCGCCGUCGCCAAGGAACCUGGAGCUACAGAGGCGGAGAAGGCUGCCUGGGGAGGGAGCGCCCGCGAGCUGGGACUGGCCGCCGCGCGCCAACUUCAGCUGAGCCGACCCGGGCCGAGAGCGAGAGCCGCCGACGCCGCCACCUUGAGGGACCCCGCCAUGCCUUGCUUCGGUCCCCGUUUAGCCAGCCAGGCACGGACCGCGUGAGCGCUGCAGCGGGCGCAACUUCCCCUCGCUCUGCUCGCUCGGCCAGCAGCGGGCUGAGGGCAGGGAGGCUCCCCGCGGCCCGCCGGCCGGGCUUCCACGGCUUGUCCUUCUGAUUCUCCCCCAAGUCCUGAAGUCGAACCUCAGAGGCGACACGGCGGCUUCAGCCGACUUCUUCCCUUUCCUGUGCCUCCCCAUGGAUAUGCACUGCAAAGCAGACCCCUUCUCCGCGAUGCACCCAGGGCACGGGGGUGUCAACCAGCUCGGGGGGGUGUUUGUGAACGGCAGGCCCCUACCGGACGUGGUGCGGCAGAGGAUCGUGGAGCUGGCUCACCAGGGCGUGCGGCCCUGCGACAUCUCCCGGCAGCUGCGGGUCAGCCACGGCUGUGUCAGCAAGAUCCUGGGCAGGUACUACGAGACCGGGAGCAUCAAGCCCGGCGUGAUCGGCGGCUCCAAGCCGAAGGUCGCUACCCCGAAAGUCGUGGAUAAAAUCGCCGAGUACAAAAGGCAGAACCCCACCAUGUUCGCUUGGGAGAUCCGCGACCGGCUCCUGGCCGAGGGCAUCUGCGACAAUGAUACGGUCCCCAGCGUCUCCUCCAUCAACCGGAUCAUCAGAACCAAAGUACAACAGCCUUUCCACCCAACACCAGAUGGGAGCGGAACAGGGGUAACUGCACCUGGACAUACUAUAGUUCCCAGUACAGCAUCCCCUCCUGUCUCCAGUGCCUCCAAUGAUCCAGUGGGCUCCUACUCCAUUAAUGGGAUUCUGGGGAUUCCUCGGUCGAAUGGUGAGAAGAGGAAACGUGAUGAAGAAGUAUCCGAGGGCUCGGUCCCCAAUGGCGAUUCCCAGAGCAGCGUGGACAGUUUGCGAAAGCACCUUCGUGCUGACACUUUCACACAACAGCAGCUGGAAGCAUUAGAUCGGGUCUUCGAGCGCCCUUCUUACCCUGACGUCUUUCAGGCAUCAGAGCACAUCAAAUCUGAGCAGGGUAAUGAGUAUUCCCUCCCAGCUCUGACCCCUGGUCUUGAUGAAGUCAAGUCAAGUCUAUCCACCUCUGCUAACCCAGACCUGGGGAACAACGUGUCAGGACCCCAGACAUACCCUGUAGUGACUGGUCGUGACAUGGCCAGCACAACCUUGCCUGGCUACCCACCACAUGUUCCACCAACUGGACAAGGCAGCUACCCAACCUCAACUCUUGCAGGAAUGGUGCCUGGGAGUGAAUUCUCAGGCAAUCCUUACAGCCACCCUCAGUACACAACCUACAAUGAGGCCUGGAGGUUCAGCAAUCCUGCAUUACUAAGUUCCCCUUAUUAUUAUAGUGCCACAUCCCGGGGCUCCGCACCUCCCACUGCUGCCGCUGCCUAUGACCGCCACUAGUUACCAUGGAAACCACAUGAAACUGCAGGGUGACAGCCUAGGCCUCCAUAUUGUACCUGUCUGAUGGACAUUCUGCACCACUUGGAAGAAGACAACAUCCCUCCCCUCCUCCUUCUACCCCUCGUUAUUCUUUCGGACUGCAGAAUUUACUGUCAACACAAGAUUGAAAAUGUUAUGUCCUUUGCAAUCUAUCCAAGCUACUCCAUUGGGUGAUGGCAAAACCAAGUUUAUGGCCAGUGGUUCUGCUGUCACUGUUGCUAAUACCACUGCAGUACUUCAGACUCCUCCUUGGUGAAUUCUUCAGUUCCUUCCACAUGAGGCUUCUCUAACUGUAAGAAGAAUAUAACUUGCGGAGAGUGGUGUGGGCAGGCAGUAGCAGAGGAGAAUGCUGCUUAUAAUUCAUUGUUCCCCCUCUAAGAUGAUCUUCUAUGAAAAACAACUCAGAAUGAUCAACAGUCAAAUUUCCAGAAGCCUGAGAGAACCAUGUGGCUCAGCCUAAUGAAGGGGGAAAGACUCUGCAUCAUCCACUGGGUUUCACAAAAGUUUCCUUGUGUGGUACAUUCCCACCCAUUCCUCUAUAGGUUGGUUGAAAUAGUUAGGCCUUGCUUUCUUCUCAGUGUCACCUGAAGAUUGACCAUUUCCAUCCUGUUUGUCAUAAUCUUACAAGCUGAAGUUGAACAAGCAAUCACACCCAUAAAACAUACAGAGUCAGGUCAGAUAGGAGGAUGGAGUGAUGUCAACCAACUAUCAAAAUGAAGAACUAUACAAGUGGUUAUAUAAAUAUAACUGUUUUUAAUGCUUUGUCCUGAAAGUCUAUAAAUGGAGGGGGGAAAUAAACAAAACCCCAGUUUUCUAAAAAAGUAAAAAGUUGUGACAGAUUAAGCUGAAAUACCACCCCAACUUCAAUGAUAGACACAUUAUCCUGGGUUUCAUUCUUUUCCUACUAUGCACACAGGAAUAUUCAUGUAUGGCAGAGAAGAGAGCAAGUGCAUUUUGUGGGCAGCUUUCUGCACAAUACACAAAUUUGGCAACACUUAAGGAAAAAGUUAAAAGGUCCAUCCUUUAUGCAACUUUUAUUUGAUUAGUUGCCAGCCAAAAUAUAUUGCUUUUUGCUGGAGAAUAUAACAGUUUGGGCAACUGACAAUGAACCAAAACAAUUCCGUAUAGAACUGGGAUUGUUUUUUUGGUUCUCUACCUUUCAGUUUCUGCCAUUCAUAUAGAAUAUGAUAGAAUAAAGUUAUGAGAAGUGCUGUACUGCAAAAGAAAUGUUGGAAUACAGAAAAAAACAGAUUUCACUUCUAGAAUGUUAUGCCUUCUCUUCUUAUUUACAGUCACAAAAGAAAGGGCACACACCAGCAGUGGGUUUACAACUUGGUCACAACUUGAUUUGAGAAUGGGCAGAUAAGCGAUCGUGCCAAUGCCAAUUCAUGCCAAAUCUAAAAUUUCAAAAUCACCUUUAAACUUGCCCCCUAAUGC